AUGGAUGGUGCACUGGCGGAACCACGUGCAGUCCAUCAGUGUAAUAUCUGUAACAAAAUAUUCGUAUCCUUUAAAGGUUUACAACAACAUGCCGUGAUACACACAGAUCAAAAGCCCUAUCAGUGCGAUAUCUGUGGGAAAUCGUUCCGAUUCAAAUCAAAUUUAUUCGAACAUCGUUCAGUACACACGGGUUUCACACCUCAUUCAUGUCCAUAUUGUGGCAAAACAUGCAGAGGAGAAACUUCUAUUGCUUACCAGCAACAGCGAAUUGUUGAAAUUGACUUAUGUUGGCUUUCAGAGAACUUACACAUCCAGAAUGCAUAUGAAACCUGA
Messenger RNA from Strongylus vulgaris, 333 nucleotides. Lineage: Eukaryota; Metazoa; Nematoda; Chromadorea; Rhabditida; Strongylidae. The record is from the annotation of a GenBank genome assembly.